Molecule: messenger RNA, 2323 nt
Organism: Parasteatoda tepidariorum (common house spider)
Lineage: Eukaryota; Metazoa; Arthropoda; Arachnida; Araneae; Theridiidae
Gene: SCCRO3
Product: defective in cullin neddylation 1 domain containing SCCRO3
Biological process (GO): protein neddylation
Cellular component (GO): ubiquitin ligase complex
Molecular function (GO): cullin family protein binding; ubiquitin-like protein binding; ubiquitin conjugating enzyme binding
Source: RefSeq, a predicted model, not a curated record
CGCCCAAUCGCAGGUAACUCUUGACGUCACAAAAUAAUAAUAUUUUUUUCAUCUCUUCUUGUUUCGUUGUUUGUAUGGGGUGGUGGAAGUGUAGCAAUUUGCUUUAUGACAUUUCGGGUUACUAAUUAGCAAUGGAUCGGAUUUUAUUUGAAAAGAUUAGGUGUUGUCGAACAUGUUGACGUUGACUAAAGGAUACUCAAUUAUGUGCUAAUGUCAUAUUGAGGAUGAAUAUAGAAGGUACCAUAAUGAGAAAUUGUAGGUAGCUGUUGUUUUAUAAUCAGUAACUGGCCAUCCAAUGGGUAAGUGCCUUUCGUGCUGUCCAGCUACCCAGUCUGUCAUCACUCAAGCUUGCGAUGAAAAAUUUACAGACAUUGCCAGAAAUGCAGAAGCUGUGGAAGAUCAGCCAGGCAUGAGUGAUUUUCGCAGAUGCGACAAAGGACGCUCCGAAACUCGAAUUAUAGUGAACAAUUGUGCAGAAUCGAACGGCAAAAAUCUCAGCUUGACUGAAAAACUUAUCUUUCCAAUUUUAAGUACAGCAUGUAUUGAAAAUAAACGCUCUAGUCAUUCUAACCGAGAGUAUUCUGAAAACAAAAUCCUUACUUUAUUCGAGCAGUAUAAAGAUCCUAACGAAAAUGCCAUUCUUAUCGACGGCAUCGAACACUUUUGCCACGAUCUCAACGUCCCACCGGAUGAUUAUCGUAUUUUACUGUUAGCCUGGAAAUUUAAUGCCAAACAUAUGUUUUGCUUUACUAAAGAAGAGUUUGUAAGUGGAUGUCGGAGCUUAAAAGCGGAUUGCAUCCAAGACAUCCAGGUGAGGUUUCCCGAAAUGGUUUCUGAAGCGCGUUGUCCAGAAAAAUUUAAAGACUUUUAUCGCUUUACUUUUAAGUUCGGAUUAGAACCCGAGCAGAGAGUUUUAAUGUCUGAAAUGGCUAUUCAACUUUGGAAGUUGGUGUUUUCAGAUAAUGAACCUCCAAUAUUGCAGCGGUGGCUGAAUUUCCUAGAAAAUCACCCUAGUGUUAGAGGUAUCUCCAGAGACACGUGGAACAUGUUUCUAAAUUUUUCCGAAUCUGUCGGCGACGACCUCAGUUCUUACGACGACACUGCCGCCUGGCCAAGCUUAUUUGACGAUUUCGUCGAAUACGAAAAUGACCAAACUAAUCAGAAUGUUGUUCCAAGCAAAGAAAAAGGUAUUUUAGACGUUUAGAUUAACUUGUAGGAGGUGACUUGUACAUUUGUACUUAAUAAUUCUGCCUUAAGGUAACUAUUGUGAUAUAAUUGUGACGUGUUUGUGCUCUCCUCGUGAUAUUCUUUACGCUUUCACUUUUAUGAUGGCUAUGGCUGUUUGUUUUAAUUCUCUAAGUGUUUCUUUACAUGCAGCUGCUAAUAUUUUUUAAAUGAGUGGAAUGGAUUUUUUAUUACGAUUUAUGUGUCCAGUGCACCUACUGCCAAGUCUCAGUGCCUUUAUUUUUAAAUUCUUAAUUAUAUUGUUUUAAACACUAGUUUGGGAAAUUGUUGAAUAUGUGGUGUGCCCCUGUAAAGACUACCUCUUCCUCUGGAUUGGUGUAUUUCUGUCAAAUUAAUAAUUAUUUAUCAUUGAUCAUUAAACCAGGGGUGGCAUUUUGUCCAGAAGAAACCCUAUUUCUUCCAGUUCACUGAAAAAAAUGGAAAAAACAACAAAUUGUAUGAAACUAAAGAUAACUCAUUGUUUACUAAUAAGUAUAAGUAUUCUAAGAAAAUCUGAAAUUUAAACAAAUUAUUUAUAUAGUACCAGAAAGUUUUUCUUACACUUUUCUAAAAAAAAUAGUAAUUUUCAUAUUAUUUAACAGUCGUUCGGAGUAUUCAUAAUUAACAACAUUCAAUUAUAAAAAUUAGUAAGUGAUGUUUUAAAUUACUUGCAUUGAUAAAAUUUGAUUGAUUUUAAAACAGUUCUUUAUAUAAUUGAAUUUUACUGUAUGCUCAUUUCUGUAAUUGAAGAACCUGUUAUUUUAAGAACUUCAUUAAAUUCAUAUUUCUUUAUUUUAGUUUUCGCUUAUUUGAAAAUUAGUUUAGAAAUGGAAUUGCUUGGAAAUUAAAAAUAUUACGUUAACUUGAUCGCAAUUAUACUAUUAAAAGAAAUUGUUUUAAUAUUUGAUUUUUUUUUCUUCACUUUGAGCUGGAAGAAACUUAUUUUUUCCGAAAUUUGCCAUCCCUGCAAUACUCAUAGUUCAAUCAUAAAAAAGAAAAAAUCCAUAUCAAAUGGGUAUGGUGACAUAUUUUAAUGUCUCUGUUUAGUGUUUCCUGUAAUAAACAAAUUAUUAAGCCAUUAAACACAAUUGACAAACAA